Molecule: messenger RNA, 3712 nt
Organism: Apus apus (common swift)
Lineage: Eukaryota; Metazoa; Chordata; Aves; Apodiformes; Apodidae
Exons: 22
Coding region: 82-3195 (1037 amino acids)
Source: RefSeq, a predicted model, not a curated record
AAAUGUUUCAUGUGCUCUGAAGACCUGAAGUCAAAGCUACCCAACUAGAUUGUAAGGAAUGAGAUUACUUCCCAGGGGCUGAUGGAGAGUACUGAGCACCCUCUGCUGCAGUCACUAAAAUUAGGCUCAGCAGCAGUAUCUGACCUCGCCAAUACCAGGCAGAACAGUGCUGUGCCCUCCCAGCCAGAGGGAGGUUGCCUCUUGCUGCCAGAACCUCAGAUAACGUUGGAGAGCACUGCAGGAUUCACCCCAGGCUUCCCUCUGCAAAAGCAGCAGAUUGAGAUACAAGGUCUGGAGAAGACAGCACAACCUCUCUGUUGUGAAAGGUCAGCUCUACCUUUCCUCCUGGGUCUGGCCAAGAUCAUUCUCCACAGCUGGGUCAGUUGUACUUUACUUGGCUGCCCAUGCACAGGUCUCUGGGGACAGAUGGAGGCUGUGGGUUACUGGCUAUGCAGGAUCUGGCUGCUUUUCUUGCUGUUCUGGCUGGGACAAGGGAGACAGGUGGCUCCCCCAGGUUUUGUAGAGAGCAGUUGCCGCUCCAGGAUUUUUUGGAUGAAACUGAAUAAACUCUUGCUCCAGGGGAAGUUCUUCCAGCUGGAAAUCAAUGAUCCUUACGCUGGCCCCGUUCUGCUGGAUGAGAAACUUGCAUCUCGCUGUGGCUACGUCCUGUCAGAAGACGUGUGGGGCAACCCUGUCUUCCGAGCAUCAGUGCUUGGCUGCCACGUGGCCAACGAGGCAGAUGAGCUGUUUUCACUGACUGUGAACAUCAAGGUCUCUUCGUUUUCAAGCAUGAGGGCAGCUGUCACCUACACCUACCCUAUGUACUGCUCCUACCCUUCGUGGGCUUCAAGAGAAAUCGUAUGUGAAGAAAACUACAUGGAGGUGUCAGUGAAGACAGAUGUCCCUGCAGUUUCAAAUGACUACACCGUGGCCUGGCUGUCUGCCCUGCCAGAGACUCAGAACAUCGCAUACCAGCAGUGGCAGCUGAUGUUUGUUUCUCCCUCAGGGAGAAAGAGAAUAACAGUAAGUGAUGCAACAAAACUGGGCUACAGCUUCAAUAACAGCCUGUCCCGGGUGUACCUCCGCGCGCCCUACCACAGCAACGAGUCUGCCCUCAGCGUGGUCAGUGGUGUAAAUAUGAACAUGGUGACUUCCACUUCCAUGUACAGGCAGCGGUGGCUGCUUCUGCUGAUUGACACAACUGUCUCCUGUCCUGUUGAUGGCAUCAGUUUCACUGACACUACACUAACAUGGACUGUGCCAAGAGCUAUCCCCACACUAGUGGUCCAAGAAUCCACCUUUAUGUCUAAAAACAUUUUAAUGGGAGUUGAUGGUCGAGUCAUAGCAAAACCGGAGGAGAAGAACUACUUACUGGAGCACAACGAGACACACAUCGGAAUAACUAUCCCCAUUGGAGCAGAAGGAGGCAAGUUAAGGAGCUCCAUAUCUGGUGGUGUUUAUGGAGUAAUUUACAGUAUUGACUUGUUCUUGGAGCACACGUGGACAGAUGCAGAUUGGCAAACCACGAAGUAUACUGUCAUCAGAUCCAUAACCACACCUUUCAUGCCACAAAUACCAACUGUUAUCAACAAUACUCUGCCAGAGGAAAGGCUAUUUAAUGUUGCCUUUGGACACUUUCUCCCCGAUGUCUCUCUGGUGGCAAUCACUAUAGGAAAUGUGCCAUUUACCCUGAGGGAAGCCCAGCACCACAGGUUGAAGAUUUACGAAACUCCCUUUUCUAACAGAACGAAAGGAUUUAUCCUGGAAGUCUCUUUUGAUCACCCCUAUGUUCUAAAGGAGUAUGUGAAUAGAAAUGAAACAAUAUACACCCUCCUCAUUAACUACACGAUGAGUGUGGGCCCGGAGAUGACACCCUAUUAUCAUCUGGCACAGGUGGAGUGUGUGGUUGCUGAUAUUGAACUACCAGAAGCAGCUGGUUACUGUGAUGAGGAAAACCUGUAUCUAGCCAUCCCUACUUUUGGCUUGCACCAGUAUUGGAAUCUCUAUCUUGGUAACAAGCUCCUGAACCGGCACAUUGCCCUUACCAAUGGGUAUCUUGCAGCUACCAACUCUACACACCUGAUCUUGCAAAUACCUCUGUUUGCUGUGGGAAUUAUCUAUGAGGAAGUGUCCUUUCAGAAAAUUAAAGCAAGGUUUGAUGUUGCCCUAAGGAAAGUGAGAACUAUGGAGACCUUACAGAUGUUCUCCGUUAGCUGCAGUUUUAAUCCUUCAUCAUUUAUAAUAUGCCACCCAGAUGGUACCAUAAUGGUAUCUGCCCAAAUGAAGACAGUUCCUGCCAUUGAUAUGAGUAAAACCAAACUAAGGGAUAGCUCUUGCAAGCCUAGAGACUAUAAUGAAGAACACGCCUUCUUCAAGUUCCAUGUCACCACCUGUGGCACUUCAGUAAGGUUGGAAGGUGAUCACAUUCUUUACGAAAACGAAAUUUCUUAUGAGAAAGAGACUCUUCCAGGACAGAGCACACCAACAAUCACAAGAGAUCCAGACUACAGACUAACAGUCUUGUGCUACUAUCGAGCCAAAGAGACCCUGGUCCUUGGUGCCUUUGCUAGUGAUCCAUCCACCUCACCUCCCUUUGGCUCUGGCACCAUGGUACCAAGAUCCAACCUUGCAGUAAACAGAAGGGCAAGACAAACCCUGACUGCAGUUUCAAGAGUGUCCAAAGAUGAAACUUUCAUGGAAUUCUACAAGCCCAACAUGGCAAUACUCAAGAGACCUGUGGAGCCUGUGUUUCUCGAGGUGGAGCUGAAAGAUGAAAGCCCCAGCACUGAGUUAUACCUGGAAAACUGCUGGGUAACCAGGUCUCUAGACUUCAACAGCACUCCAAGAUGGAACAUCACUGUGGAUGGGUGUGAGAUUAAUGGCAGCGAGUAUGUUGCAGAAUUCUCUCCAGUAGCUGUUAGCCCCAGGGUGAGACACCCUUCUCAUUUUAAAAGGUUGGCAGUGAGGAGCCUGGCACAGCCACUGGAACAGCUUUUCCAGGUCACUCUUCAGCCAGUCUCCAGGGCUACGUCCGUGCUGGACCAAUCUGGAUUGCUGAUCCAGAUGGAAGAUGACGCAUGUAAACUGGAUCUGGUUUUCAACUGGACUGCCCCCCGUCUGAAAGCAAACGGCUCCAAAAUUUUAGAAAACAAAACAGCACGGCACAAGUCACUGCCGCAUGCCAAAUUGUUCUGAAGGGCUCACGUCCUCCAAACUGCUACAGCUUACCCUGUAACUUCAUCUGCUAUUGGAGAACCAGAUCUCCAGCCUCCCUCCUCACUUCACUGUUUGUGUGUCUCCAACAGCACCUAAAGGCUCUGCUGUGCUGGCUGCUUUCUAAAUAGUGCAGCUAGACACAGGAGCUACCUCUUUCAGUGACCACCACAACUAUCUCGCCUGAAAAGACCAGACAGGCCUCAGGACAGCACCACACCACCAGAGAGUGCUAAUCCUGCUCACAGGACUAGUAAAUCUAGUCACCUGUAACCUCUCUCUGAAGUGGCUAAAAAAGAAAACAGAAAACAACCCAAGACUGCAAAGUAACACUUCUUGUCUCUUCCAGCUGUUGAAACAUGGACUUACAGAUCACUAAAACUAUUCCAGCCCUGAUUAUGGCUGCUUCUUGUAAUACUUCAUAAAGUGGCUGCUAAUCCUCCCAUGUGAAUGUAAAGUGUAAACCUGAAAAGUCAAAUAAAAAUACAAAGUAAUGUCA